Colias croceus (clouded yellow) is the source of this 3197-nucleotide messenger RNA. RefSeq names its product heparanase-like (gene Hepa). The record is from RefSeq and is a predicted model, not a curated record. Lineage: Eukaryota; Metazoa; Arthropoda; Insecta; Lepidoptera; Pieridae. Gene Ontology annotation, molecular function: hydrolase activity, acting on glycosyl bonds. Gene Ontology annotation, cellular component: membrane; extracellular matrix. The transcript has a single exon. The coding region runs from base 250 to 1797 and encodes 515 amino acids.
AUAAGUUUCAAGCUUUCUUUCUGAAUACACCCUAAGAGUUGUGGUCUGGCCGCCCGCCGCUGGCUUAACAUAAAUUACUUAAUCUUGGAGGGUACGAUUCACAGAGUACAUCAUUAUGACUGGGUGCGGUACAACUAAAACAUCUUUAUUUAAAAAUUAAAAGUUGUCACAAAAAGUAAUUAUUUAAUAAAUAGCUGAAGUACUGCCAUUUACGUAUAACCUAGUAAAUUGAAGCCAAAAUCAGCCAAAAUGUUGUCUAAUAAACGUUUGGUAGCUGUGUGUGCAAUAAUAUUUUGUUCCAACAUCGUUUUACUUGUUUUAUUCGUAAAAUAUAACGUAGGUGAAAGAUGCUAUAUUUCUAUAGAAGAACAACAGACUGCGAUAGUCGAAAUUCCUGAUGGAUAUCUUAGUGUUGGAAUUGAUGCAUCUGAGAUUCAAAACUUUAGUAAAGUUGAUUUCACCAAUAAGAGAUUCUAUAAUCUCGCUGCAGCACUUUCACCGGGGAGACUACGUCUUGGAGGUACGAUGUCGGAACGUUUAAUUUUUAGUGCUGAAGAUAUUUCAUCACCACUGUCAUGCGAACAUUGCCCGCAUUCUCCGGCUACUAAAUCCGUUUGUUCUAGUCUUAAAAAGCUAUGCAGACACAAAUUUCUUCCAUUCUUUUUAAUGACAGGACAAAAGUGGACAGAGAUAAAUAAUUUCUGUAAAUCUAGUGGUCUUAAGUUACUCUUCUCAUUUAAUGUGUUACUUCGUGAUGAACAUGAAUGGAGUCAGCAAAAUGCCAUAGAAAUCCUUAAAUACUCUAACCAGAGAAAUUUUGACAUAGAUUGGCAGCUUGGUAAUGAACCAAACUCUUUUCGACAUGUAUUCAAUAAAAGUAUUAGUCCUCAGAUGUUAGCACAUGAUUUCAUGAAACUAAGAAAGCUUCUCAAUCAUUCGGGAUAUAAUAAAUCACUGCUUGUGGGCCCUGAUACUACUCGCCCUCAAGAGCAUCAGCCAAAUUGCCUCAAAUAUAUGGUAGAUUUUUUAAGUAAUGGGUCCCAGUAUAUUAAUGUCAGAUCAUGGCACCAGUAUUAUUUAAACAGUAGAACAGCAAAUUUGGAAGACUUCUGGAAUCCUGAUAGUUUUGAUUUGUUCAAUGAGCAGAUACAAACAAUGAAGGAGCACACUAAAAAGUAUGAGCAUAUUCCAAUGUGGCUCACUGAAACAAGCAGUUCCUAUGGAGGUGGUGCCCCUGGCCUCUCAAAUACCUUUGCUGGUACCCCUUUGUGGUUGGACAAGCUGGGUUUAUCAGCUAAGAAUAAUAUAACAACAGUUGUGAGACAAAGUUUGUAUGGUGGUAACUACAGCCUUGUAGAUGAAAAUUUUGAACCAUUGCCAGAUUGGUGGGUAAGUGUAUUAUACAAAAAACUUGUGGGUAACAAAGUAUUACAUGUUUCAUGUCAGUGUUCACGCUAUCAAAGAGUGUAUGCUCAUUGUGCUAAUAGGAAAUACACAAAUGAUUCAUCUGCUGUCACCAUAUACGCAAUUAACCUUAAAAUGGAGAAGAUUAAAUUCUUACUGAAUGGUACAGCCUUACAUGGGGAUGAUUUAGUUAUAGAUGAAUACAUCCUCAGCGCCCCUUCUAACAACAGGAGAAGUAAAACAUUACUUCUUAAUGGAUGGCCGUUGUACUAUGAGUCUUCUGUGCCCAACUUUCAGCCACAUCAACACCUCUAUGGCAAUCACAUAUCCAUGCCACCAUACUCAGUUGGUUUUUGGGUCAUAAAAAAUACUUCCAUAAAAGUGUGCCAGUGAUUUAGUUCUACCAGUGCCAUUGUUUUACUGAUAUAAUUGCAUUCCUGAUACAUUAUUUACAUAACUACUAGAAUAGUUUACUGUUUCUGAAUGUUGUUUUUAUUUAGUAAGUAAUCAUAUUAUUACGAAAUAUUCUGGUCUGUGAAAGUAAAGAUCAAAAGGUUUUAACUUAUUGAUGAAUCAUCUACAAAUGUUGAAUUUUAUUGUAUUUUAUAAGUUUCCUAAGCUCUUGGAGUGAUUUUAUGAUUUUCCAUUAUUGAUACUGAAUCAAUUCAAAAAUUAUUCUAACUGAUUAUAACUUUGGUGAUCUACUUAUAGCAUUAAACCAACGAUCUAUUUACAUAAUUUAGUACUUUAUGUACAACUUUGUUUUUUUACAUCUUUGUAUUUACUGUUUAUAAGAUAAGCAUACUGAUUUAUUAACUUUAUGUAAUUUUUUAUCUUCUACCUUGUUUAAAGAUCUUACUUGAUAUUUAUUCUGUUGUAAAUUAAUAUUAAAUGUUUGUAGUUACAAAUAGUAAUUUUAUACUGUAUUUGGUAAUUGUGUGACACUUAACCAUUUUAAUAGAUUGUUCUUUACAUUUCAUAAAAAUUAUAUCUAACUUCAGAUAUUUCUAUACUUACUGAUAACUAUUUGUGUAAAUUAAAAAUAAUGUAAAAUAUUUCAAAAAAAUGUAAAAACUCAGUCUAGCAAAGGUAAACAUUACAUUCAUUGGAGUUAUCAGAUUAAAGAAAUUUUAUUUGUAAGCAAAAAAAUGCACAAAAAAUUCUGUACAACCUAAAUCAUCAAUCACUUGUCAUCAAAGUUUUGUUACUCAGAAUUAGUGUCAUAGCCAAAAAUGCUUUUUAAAUGUAUCAUAUUGUUCAUAUUCAUUUACAUAAUAAUUCUUAACAAAUAGCCUUGUCCAUUAUUCAAGGAGAGUUCUCAUUAUUUAACAUUGAACUGUAUUUAGACCUUUUGAUAAGGAAUAAAAUUGUGCGCUAUAGAAGAGGCAUAGCAUAAUCAAAUGAUAUCUAACAUAAUAUAAUAACCAUAUCUAUAAAUAUAUUUACCAGAAAUAUUAUUUAUUAGAUAGGAUAUUCACCUAAUAAUUAAAUGGUUAUAAUUUUGGAUAGGUACUAUUAUUUUUUUUGCUAUUUUACCUUUAUUCAACACAUAGAAAUCUCGCUAUCGAAUAUUUUACUUGCAAUUAUUAUGAUUACGUAUUACCUAUACUUAUAUUUUAUGGUAUUCAAUAAUCCCUAAAGUGUGCAUUAGGUAUUUAAAUGUUAAUAAAAACAUAGUAAUUAGGUUGGUUUGGUUGUAGUCUCUAAUUAUGGUUGGAUGUUAUUUAAUAAAAAGGAAGGAAAUAAAUGUAAAAAAUAAUCUUUAUAAUUUAGAAUAUUGUAAUGUUACUCAA